Molecule: messenger RNA, 1292 nt
Organism: Fragaria vesca subsp. vesca
Lineage: Eukaryota; Viridiplantae; Streptophyta; Magnoliopsida; Rosales; Rosaceae
Exons: 3
Coding region: 354-1043 (229 amino acids)
Source: RefSeq, a predicted model, not a curated record
CUCGACAAUAGAGAGCUGUUGGCCCUCGUAUUGGGGCUCAUGGAAGGGUAUGGGCAAAUUUUGUGAAGGGUGAAGAAAACAUGGGUCCACGGUCACCUCGGGGAAACCGGUGGCUCCGACAAACCCAAACCAGGCUCCACCUCUUAACUCGCUUAGCUGCAACACUCUGUUCACAUGCACUUCACACUGUCAGUGACGUGUCACACAACCAUCCAAAAAGCAAAAGCAGUUUCACUCCCACACUCUUUCACUCUCACUUGUGUGAGUUGUGUCCAAACUAGAAAGAAACCCAAACCCCAAACCAAAAUCAGUUCCAGAUAUUUGAGAAGAGAGAGAGAUUCCACACUCUCACUAUGGCGCUCUCCGUCCCCAUAGUGGCCAUCAUCACCUCCCUCCACCUCAUCGCCUUCAUCUUCGCCGUCGGCGCCGAACGACGCCGUUCCACGGCUAAGAUAGUCCCCGACGAGUACGAUGAGCAAACCUACUGUGUUUACGGCACCGACGCUUCCACCGUCUAUGGUUUGGCCGCGAUUGGUCUUCUUCUUCUCAGCCACACCGUGCUUAACGCCGUCACCAGGUGUCUCUGCUGCGGCAAAGGCUUAGUCUCCGGCUCCUCCACUACUCGCACCGUCUUCUUCUUCGUCUUCUCCUGUACUUGUUCUUUCUUCUCUACUCUUUUGUCUGCUUGGGAAUUCCAUUUGCUGCAUUUGCUAAAUGGAAGUUUGAACAAUGAAACCAGGACAACAUUUUUGGGAGCUGAGGCAUGCUUAUUGGCCGGGUCAGCAAGGAAUGCAUACCACACAAAAUACAGGGGGAAAUUUAACCUAGAUGACUUGUCCUGUGCCACUCUCCGUAAGGGCGUGUUUGCUGCAGCAGCUGCUCUUACACUGUUGUCGCUGAUAGGGGCAAACCUGUACUAUUGGUCACAUUCCAAAGCUGAUACCGGAGGGUGGGAGAAGCACCAUAAUGAGGGCCUUGGCAUGUCUAACUAUGGAGUGCAUGAGCAGCAGCAGCAACAAACCACUGGAUUCGAGAAGGUCUAAUGCUGCUAUGAUAUUGCUUAAUUUUCAAUGGCCAAUGGCCAUGCUUGUGGAAUGAGUUUGAGCUAGUAGAUCAGUAUUCAAAGUUCUCGUGGCUUUUGCUAUAACUUGUAUAUGCUAUGUCAUCUGCUCUUAGAGAUGCGAGUAAAAUAUUUUGGUGAACAAUGGAAGUAAUAUGUUCCAUCCUCCUUUUAUGCACGACCACUAUGUAACUUGCUUUUGAAAAUUCAAGUUGUGCACCCCACUAUGCUC